Molecule: messenger RNA, 4758 nt
Organism: Caenorhabditis bovis
Lineage: Eukaryota; Metazoa; Nematoda; Chromadorea; Rhabditida; Rhabditidae
Source: the annotation of a GenBank genome assembly
AUGUACGGAUUAAUAAUCGACAAUAUCGCUUCCUACAUCAAAGAAAAAUAUGGAGAAUCAACGUGGUCCGAGGUCAAGUUCGUAUCUGGAAUCACCGAUGAUACAUUCCGUAUGGGUGAAAAAUAUUCCGAAGGAUUACCACAUAAGCUUAUCUGGGCUUGCCACGAUGUUACAAAUGUUCCAGUUGACGAGCUAAUGACUAACAUUGGUCACAGCUUCUACAAAUUUCUUGCCAAAUAUGAGUUCAACAAGGUCCUUCGCGUGCUGGGUCGAACAUUUCCCGAAUUCCUAAAUGGUUUGGACAAUUUGCAUGAAUAUCUGCGGUUCACUUUCCCUAAACUCAAACCGCCAUCGUUCUAUUGUGAACAUGAGAGUGCCACCGGUUUGACGCUGCAUUAUAGGAGCAAACGACGUGGAUUUCUUCAUUAUGUUCAGGGACAGAUUCGAAAUAUCGCGCAGGAACUCUUCCAAACCGAAGUCGUCAUUGAACUUUUGGACAUUGAACACGAUUUGAAUUUGGAGCACGUUAUAAUGCGUCUCCAUUUCAAUAAUGUUGAUUAUAGUGUAAAGGAUAACUCAUAUCGAUUGACAAGUGAAGCAAUACUAAACAAAGUGAAAAUUUCAUCUGACGUGUUUUUCGACAUUUUCCCCUUCAUUAUAGUUUUCAAUCGUGGAAUGCGCAUACGAAACAUUGGUAUCGGCUUAUUGCGCAUUAUGUCCGGACUCGUCGGCAAAAAAAUUAAUCAAUCAUUUCUUUUGAUGCGACCUUUCAUACGAUUCCGCUGGGAAGAGAUAAUGCUCUAUUCGAACAAUAUUUUUGAGUUGAUAUCAGUGGAUCCAAUACGCGACGAUGAUGAUAGCGUUGUUGUUUAUAAAAGCAAUGACACUGAGCAAAUGACCGAAGAACGACAUCAUAUGCCCGACAAAGAGAAACAGAAAUUUCUCACAUUAAAAGGCCAAAUGUUUUACAUGGAGGAAUGGGAAAGUAUAUGUUUCGUCGGCAUUCCUGUCAUGAGCCAUUUGGCGCAAAUGUAUAAGUCGGGACUUUUCAUUAAUGAUUUCGCUUUGCACGAUUCAAGUAGAGAUCUUGUGCUUUCCUCGACACAACAAGCAGCGGAACUUAAGCUUCUUCUUCACCAGGAAGCCCAAAAAAGUCAAAACAUGAGGGAAAAUAUGAAUCGUCUGAAAAAAGAAAGGAAAAGAGCGGACAAACUUCUAUAUCAAAUGCUACCGAAAAGUGUGGCAAAUCAAUUGAGAAAUGGUGAAAGCGCCGUUGCAUGUUGCGAGAAAUUUGAAAGUGUUACAAUUUUGUUUACUGAUAUUGUGGAUUUCACAAAAACAUGCGCCACGAUGACUCCUCUGGAAGUCAUUAAUUUUUUGCAAAUACUUUAUACCAAUUUCGAUAAAAUAAUUGAUGAGCAUGGCGUUUAUAAGGUGGAAACUAUUGGUGAUGCUUAUAUGGUUGUAAGUGGUGCACCUCAGAGAACUGACCAUCAUGCAGAAUUUGCAUUAGACUGCGCAACGAGCUUUGUGAAUAAAACCGGAGAGCUUGAAAAUUUGCACUCAAAGGUUACUAAAAUUGAUAUCCGCGCUGGAGUGCAUUCUGGUGCCGUUGUCGCAGGCGUUGUAGGAUUAAGUAUGCCAAGAUACUGUUUAUUUGGAGAAACUGUUUAUAUUGCGAAUCACAUGGAGCAAAGUUCCAUGUCAAUGAAAAUCCUAACCAGUCAGUCAACAUAUGAAAAAAUGGAAGAAGUCAACCCAAAUGUCUACAAGUUUGAAAAAAGCGAGAAUGUCGAAAUUAAAGAUGGGCAGCUUGUGCAAACAUACUUUCUUGUUGGAAAAGAAGGAAUGCCUAGAGUACCAUCGCCAAGAGAAUGUGAAAGCAGACUUGACGAUAUGCUCGUUGAUGAAGAGGAUGACGAAUAUUUAUACUCUACGAAGCCUGGAAGAGCAUCUCCUACCACCGAGGCCGCUGAAGAAUUGAAGAAGAAAGCUAAUUUGUCUUAUACUCCAGUUUCAGAUAUUGAAAUCGAAACUUAUUCCAUUUACUCAAAUCUAGUUCCAAAAGAUACGAAUGACAGUUUUGCCGACACUGGUCUUCUUCACCUUAAUAUAUCUACAAUGUUCUACUCAGCCAAACUACCUUCAGAUAAUAUUCAUAUCAAAUCAUUUGAUAUUAAUUCUACGACAGACUUAAAUUCACUAUGUCAUCAAAUGAGUAAUGUUAGCUUCAUAAUAAGCAUUUGUCGAUCGGUUCAUUGUGUGGAGCUUGUCGCUGAGCUGGCACGAAUAUCACAAGUGCCCACAAUUCAAGUGGAUUAUAAUUAUUGGCCAUUACCAUUGGUUUUCGAUGAAACAAAUAACACGUCUUCAAAUAUUGCAAGCUACACAAUAAUGAAAUUCUCUGCAAUCGUGUUUCAUAACGUUAUAACAGAUGUGUUUCCAGUUUUAGAUAUUACCCCGAACAGCACUGUACUCUAUGAUAACAUUUAUCCAUCAGAUUUCAAUUCUUGGCGUGGGUCCUUUUCCGUUUUACCAGGGGUUCGCUUCGUUCCUAUGGAAACAACAGUGCUUAGGAUGAGAAAUCAGAUAACUGAAUUGAAAGCACAAUCAGCGAGGUCUUUAAUAAUUGUGGCUAAAACGGAAAACGUAGAACGAUUCACCAUUGAGGCAGCCGAGUAUAUACAACAGAGAUUUUUCAGUAUUUAUGUUGUCACAAAUGACAUAACAUCAUUUAAAUGUGAUAGUUGUGAGUCAACUUUUAUGUUUUGGCUGCGUCCUUUUUCGACUGGAACACUUAUGGAAAUUCGAAGUAUGGACGAUUAUUUGUUUCAAAAUGAGAUCAGUUUGGAAUUAGAUUAUACUAUUAAUGGUUGGGAUACGUUAAACGUUGCAUUUUAUAUGGAUCUAAUUUAUUACGCAUUCGAAACCAUUGAUCAAAUGAACAAGACACAUGAAAUCGUGCCGACGUUCACGUGUCAAGGACCUUUAAGAAACGAUAUCAACACAACCGUCAGAGAUGUUAUAAUUUCAAACCCUCAACGCGAAUAUGGAAAUUAUACAGAGAUUGAAUAUGGCACAUUUUUUCAAAACAUCCAAGUUCGCAUUUUCAAAAUAGAUCGAGAUGUUAACCAUGAAGACGCACAUUUCAACAAACACGUUGGAACGUGGACGCCAAUUGAAAAGUUAAUGGUAAUGUAUGGGACACUGGACGUUGACGUUCGAAACCUCAAUAUUUAUCGCGUUGUCACACUGAUUCAACCACCAUUUAUUCAAAAAACAGGAGAUCCUAAUCAACCAUAUGAAGGAUACUGUAUUGAUUUGAUUAAUUUGAUUAAAAAUGAGGUCAAUUUUACAUAUACAAUCUAUGAAGUCGAAGAUGGAACUUUUGGAACAAUGGAUGAUAAUGGAAAUUGGAAUGGGCUAAUUGGAGCAUUGGUUUCUGGUUCUGCAGAUAUCGCAUUAGCUCCAUUGAGUGUAAUGGCGGAACGAGAAAACGAUGUAGAUUUUACAGUUCCGUAUUAUGAUUUGGUUGGAACAACGAUUCUAAUGAAAAAAGCAGAUGUUGAAUACUCAUUAUUUAAAUUCAUGAAGGUUUUAGAGUGGCCAGUUUGGUUGUGCAUUGUUGCAGCAUAUUUGCUUACCAGUUUCUUAUUAUGGAUAUUCGAUCGUUUUAGCCCCUAUUCUUUAUCAAAUAAUAGAGAAAGAUAUUCGAAUGACCUUGAAAAACGAGAAUUCAGCUUGAAAGAGUGUUUGUGGUUCUGCAUGACCUCUUUAACACCACAAGGCGGCGGAGAGGCUCCGAAGAAUAUUUCGGGUCGACUUGUUGCGGCGACAUGGUGGCUGUUUGGAUUUAUAAUUAUUGCGUCAUACACUGCUAAUCUUGCCGCUUUUUUGACCGUGUCAAGGCUCGAGCAGCCGAUAAGUUCGCUGGACGAUCUCGCAAAACAGUACAAAAUCGAAUAUGCACCAAUCAAAGGAAGCGCAUCAGAAACGUAUUUCAGGAGAAUGGCUGAAAUUGAAGAAACUUUCUAUAAUUUGUGGAAAGAAAUGUCUCUUAAUGAGAGCAUGUCUCCAAGAGAUCGAGCACGAUUGGCUGUUUGGGAUUAUCCAGUUUCCGAUAAAUUCACAAAUAUGUGGAGAUACAUGCAACAAUUAAAACUUCCUGAAAAUAUGGAGGCGGCAAUUGAGAGAGUUUUGAAUUCUCACGAUGGAUUUGCAUUUAUUGGUGAUGCAACAGAAAUCAAAUAUGCGGCUUUGACAAAUUGCAAAUUGCAACAAGUCGGGACAGAGUUUUCUAGAAAACCCUAUGCUAUUGCCGUACAAAGUGGUCAUAUUCUGAAAGAUGAAAUAUCUAGCGCAAUAUUAAUGCUUUUAAACCAGAGACGAUUAGAAACUCUAAAGGAAAAAUGGUGGACUGAUAAUCCAAAUAAGGUAACAUGCCCAGAUUCGUCCGAAGAAAGCGAUGGAAUAUCAAUUCAAAAUAUUGGUGGUGUAUUUAUAGUUAUUCUCGUGGGAAUUGUUUUGUCUAUAAUCACAUUGGCGUUUGAAUAUUACUAUUACAAAAAAAAAGGUCAGAACUCGACAGAAAAUGAAGAACGAGAAGAUAAAGGAGAACCUUCGAAUGGGAUUGCUUUAAACGGAAUUCGAAAAAUGGGGAAUGAUGAUAAAAAUCAAAAAGAGAAAAUGAAACAAGCAGAUUCAUGCAAUAAGCCUGGGACAACUACCGAAUAUGAUAAUGUUGCUUUUCAAUAUUGA